Molecule: messenger RNA, 1848 nt
Organism: Adineta steineri
Lineage: Eukaryota; Metazoa; Rotifera; Eurotatoria; Adinetida; Adinetidae
Source: the annotation of a GenBank genome assembly
AUGAAUGAUAUUGAACACACUAAUAAAGAGAUUUAUAGUACUGGCAAUCCUCCACCAAAUGAAAUUAAUAAUAGAAGACAAGCUCACCGAACAAGUCCAAGUCCAGAAGCACCUUCAACUGCAACCGCUAGUGGUAAUCAAUUAGCACCUCUUGAUGCUCAUUAUUCAUUACCAUCAGCCAAUAAAAAUAUUGCUGGAAAUUCUCGUACACUGUCUCCAGCUUCAAAGGCUAAUUCCUUAGCAGCAAAACCUGGUGCUGGAAAUUCAAAUUCAUUACCAGGUCAUCAAACAGGUCGAUCAAAAAUAAAUAAUUAUCAACUAUUAGAACAGCAAGCAUUAAAUUUAUCAGACAAUUUACAUAGUAGUGGUACUCCUGGUGAUCAAGAUACAAAUCCAUUUACACCAUCAUCAUUAUCACGUAAAAAAAAUCUAUCUACUUCCGAUCUUGAUCCAAUUGAACGUAAAAAACAAGCAGCAUUAGCUAAAGUUGAAACAAAAUUAGAAAAAGCCAAACUUUUACAUCAAAAAGCUCAUAUAAGUGUUGAACAAGAAAUAUCUGAUUUUCUUCGUCAAACAGCAAUGCCUAAUGUAAAUAAUGAAGUAAAUACGUCUCGAACAACAAAUGCUUCAUUUGAUAAACGUAUUAAAACAUUACAAGAUACAAAAAAAGAAUUAGAAAAAAAAAUUGCAGCUUAUCAAUCCGACAUUGCACGUAUACAAUCGGGAGAUAUACCACAUAAUUACACAUCAUCAAAAGAUAUAUUUAGUAAUAUAAAAAGUACAGCAGCGAAAGUUGCUGGUGGAAGUUUAAAACAUCGACCAUCACAACUUCACGAUCAAACAAUAACUAUUACAGCUCCAAAUACACCUGAACAAACCAUAUCUUCGCAAUUUUUCGAGUUAGAUAGUCAUCAUCCUCAUCAUCAUCAUACAAAUCCAUUGGCAACGCCAACAACACCAACGCCUGCAUCAGUAUCUACAAGUGGAGCAGUGAAUAACAAUAAUCAAAGUUCAAUAACACAAGCUCUACAUAGUUCUAUAUUUGAACCUACCCAUCCAAUAUUAUCAACUACAAUAUCAAAUGAAGUUGGCAAUUCUCAAUUUUAUAUUGAUUCAACUCUUGAUGGUCCAACCAUGUAUGAUAUCGAUAAAUCACCAACAACAAAACGACGUCUUACUGAUGAUUCACUUACAGACUAUACUGAUCGAACAUCAGAUCAUUCGGGUGAUGAUCGACAUAUCAAUAAUACAUCAAAACGAAAUACAUCAACUACUACAGCAAGUGAAUAUCAACAAUUAAAUACAAAAAUUGAUUCAAUGCAAAAAAGUUUUGAGCGAUAUGAAACAAAAAUAAAUGAUAUGCAAAAACAAAUCGAUUCAUUAAAUGUUAUUAACGAUACACAACGUGAACAAAACGAACGUUUAAAUACUGAAUUAACUGAUCUAAUAGAUUUACAUCAAGUUGAAAUGUUAUCAAUGAAAACAGAUUUAAAAAAUUUGGAAGAGCGACUUGCAUAUAAAUUUAAUGAUUAUUGGAAUGAAGUAUUAGAAAAAUUAGAUAAACUCGAUACAAGGACUGCAAAAGUUGAACAAACUCAAACGCAUUCUCUUGAAACAGAAGAAAAUACGCAUCGAAUCAUAAGUAAACUAGUCAAUAUCGUAUUAACUGUUUUUGCAAUUAUUCUAUUACUAUUAUCUACUCUAAAAAAUCUUGUUCAAUCACGUGUUCAUGCCAUGACUUUAUUAAUACUUGCAAUUAUAUGGAUUACAUUCCAUUAUCUACCUCCAAAUUAUUUUCAAACUUCGUUUUUAAAAAACUUCCCAAAUGUGUUCAAACGAACAUCUUGA